UGGCUCUCGCAAUAAGGUCGACCAACUAUAAGUGUUCCCGCCGUGCACUUCAGCUGCUCCUAGCCUUGCACAUCGUGCACAUCUUCUGCCUUCCAGCCUCCACUUUGCCGUGCAUCGCCCCAGCCAUGGCUCGCUCGCUCGACACAUCCAUGGGCGACCCCGAGAGAGAGCUAGCCGACGCCCUCGAGGCCCACCGUGGGAGUGGAGGGGAGCCCCUCGCCGGCCUCUUCAAUCUCACCCGGCGCAUGGAAAACGAGCAAGAGGAGCAGUUCGAUGUCGACCUCACAAUCAUGGAUUUCCUGGCUUACAAGGCCACCGACCUUGUGUUCGAAUGGAGAGCAGGCUCCAACCCCCAUCAGUCGGAUCUGCCCUCGGCCCUGGUCACCAUGACUGCGGAGUGGAGAACAUUCCUGAAACACAAACACAGCGGCAAACGUCUCAACAGCCAAGCCGCGUUUCGUUCACGCCUACUGCAGUUCUCCCUGCUAUUCACCCACCGCUUGAACCAUGAGCAGACCUGGACAACCGAGGAAUCCCUGAAUGAGCUCCGCGCACAGAACCGGAAGCGCGGACAGUACUGGAACGAUGCAGGACGUACGCCCGCCCUUCAGCGUCCAUUUGAUCCCUCUAGCGAAUUUCCUCUCGCCGACGGUGCACUUGCCGAAAAUCGGCACAAUCUAGCCUGCGCCAUUGACCAACCACAAGAGAGGAGACGAUGGGUCACAGAUUUGGAAGGAACGCCUACCCUUCAUUGCCUCCUUCCGCUUUUUGUCGAACUCACGGCGGCAAGAGUGCAACUUGGCGACUGGGUGCCGAGCGAAGGAUGGAUGGACCUUAUGGGGCAGUUCAUGCUCCAUGCUGUCCUUGAAGAGUACCUCCUCAACGGCGCUUACAGCCAAGAGACCUUCAACACAAUAUUCGCGUUUGGCUGUCCUGGAACCGAGCAUCGAUCAGACGAAGGUGGUGAUGUAGUAGCUAUGCGCAGUAUCUUUUGCAGCGAUGCGCAUCCUCACCAAGAGAUACCUGGCUGGUCCGAGGUCAGACAGCGCUACGUGCAAGAGCUUCUGCCACCACCAAACUCGUCGACCUCCUUUGUGCAAGCCAUGGAGCGCGCCCAGGAACUGCAUCCCUAUGAAGCCUUCGAGAAUAGCACCAUCGCUUUCUUGGAGUACCUACAUGAUGAACUCAUCAAGCCUGACCUCGUCCAAGUUGAGGAAGGGCGCGUCAACAUUCACGGCAACGAGCUGCCCGAAAGCGACUCUCGAGAGAUGAUUCGCCGGAUGGGCUUGUAACGUACUCAUGCAUACCCAAAUUUCAUUUCUUGACACCUGACAUGGCCAACGGUUGCGCAUUGGAACUGCUCAUGACACAUAUCUUCUUCUCCUUCAAGCCGUUUUCGAGCACGACAGCUCACCUCUUCUU
Paraphaeosphaeria sporulosa is the source of this 1422-nucleotide messenger RNA. RefSeq lists its product as uncharacterized. Bases 126 to 1292 code for a protein of 388 amino acids. The record is from RefSeq and is a predicted model, not a curated record. The transcript has 4 exons. Lineage: Eukaryota; Fungi; Ascomycota; Dothideomycetes; Pleosporales; Didymosphaeriaceae.